Sclerotinia trifoliorum is the source of this 1242-nucleotide messenger RNA. The record is from the annotation of a GenBank genome assembly. NCBI's taxonomy places the organism in Eukaryota, Fungi, Ascomycota, Leotiomycetes, Helotiales, Sclerotiniaceae.
CACCGUCCAUCCUAGCACCAUCCGAACAAAAUACAUACAUGUAAAGUCCGAGAAAUUUACUUUCCAUUUCCAUCCGUUUGAGCGUGGCUUAGCCUUAUCAUGAAGCUGAUAUCAAACUUAUUCUCCCGAUCCGUUUGAGAAGUGUACUUGAUGAAUCCGAACUUAAUCUUUUGAUGUACAUGAGAUAAGUAUAAAUAUAUGUAUAUAUAUCACAAUGAGGAAAAGAAAAUACUCUCAUCAAUCGAAUCUUCUCUAACAAAUAUCUAAUUCGCUCUUUAUUUCAUUCCAUCAUACCGCGGCUAGUCCUGCGAAAGACAUUCCUUGGAAGAUAUUUGAUACAGACUCAUCAUUUACUUACGCAUACCUUCCUUUCAACGAAUCAAUAAGUACAGACAGACAGACGGAUAAACAAAUUUGAUAUAAUUACGCAAAUAUUUCCAACCAAUCUUUCCUUUCAGAGUUCAAAAUGAAAUACUCAUUUACCGCCAUCACAUUUGCUUUUUUGGCAAUAACUCUUCAUGCCUCUCCUGUUCAAUUGCAGGAUCGAGAGUAAGGAUUUCUGUGUUAAGAUGUUCUAUGAUUUCUAGACUAAUAUGAUUUACAGUAUGACAACCAUCGAAGAAUCCAAUGUAGCCAAUGUUAAAAUGCCGGCUCCACACGUACCUCGAGUUGAUGUUCCUGUCGCUGAUUCUGAUACACUUCCCGCUCCAACCGAACCAUCUGCUGCUCCACCUAGUGCACCCCCUGCUUCAACCGAACCCUCUGCCGCUCCACCUAGUGCACCCCCUGCUUCAACCGAACCCUCUGCCGCUCCACCUAGUGCACCCCCUGCUUCAACCGAACCCUCUGCCGCUCCUCCAGCGAAUGCAUCAUCCCCUCCAGCUGAUGCACCCCCUCCUCCGGCGGACGCAUCCCCUCUUUCAGCUAACGCCACCGCACCCAUAACAGGCGCCUCCAUCACCGACGCACCCGGCGCUGCAAACAUGACUAGUUCCUCCAACAGCACCAGCAGUAGCACCACCAAUACCCCGGGAACAGUACUUCCUGGAACAACGGCAAGUUGUUCUACGUUCUAUACCGUAGUUAUGGGAGAUACGUGCAUUGCCGUUGGUGCGAAGAAUGGAGGGAUUACUUUUGAUGCUUUGAAGGGUUUGAAUACGGGGAUUGAUGCUACGUGUUCGAAUUUGGUGGUGGGACAGUCGCUUUGUGUGAAGGCUUAGAUUUUUUUAUUUUUGGGGGUGG